AUGGGGACGAUAGUUGGCAAAGAUCGCCAACCACAACCACCGUCCAAGACACUUGCACGAUCAAUUACAGUUAAAAGUAAUGCUAGCAUACUAUCUAGUGAUUACUAUGAUCCAACGGAAGAAUCCAAUGUCUCUGUCAGCAAUCUCAUCGUUUCUUCCUUAUCCUUUAACAUCCAUAAUGCUGUAACUUAUGAGCAAGCAUUAACCAAUAUGUGGCAAAAUAUGCCUAAUAAACCUAGAUUAUCAUUUGAAGAUGCUUUCAAGGCUGAACCAACUACAGUGGUUGAAUUUUGGAAAUUAAUUCGAGAUACAAGUUAUAAAAGUGAUGUAAUUGGCGUAUCUAAGAUGUCUAGAGCAAGAAGAUGGAAAACAAUUCGAUUGUUCGUUUCUUCAACAUUCCGUGAUUUCCAUGCUGAACGAGAAGUACUAGUCAAAAAGGUAUUUCCUGAAUUAAGAAUAUGGUGUGAAGCACGUCGAUUUCAUUUAGUUGAUUGCGAUUUAAGAUGGGGCGUUCCUAAAGAUACUACAUCGGAAAAAACAAUACGUAUAUGUAUGAGUGAGCUUGAUCGAUGUUAUGAAGAUAAUAUACGACCGUUCUUUCUCAAUAUGAUUAGUGAUAGAGUAGGAUGGAUACCACCAGUAGAAGAAAUUUCUUCGUCACUAGCUCGUGAAUAUGGUUGGAUUAAAAACGCCUCAGUAACAGAAAUGGAAAUUAUUCAUGGAGCAAUUAGGAAAUAUAACCCAAAUGCAUUAUUUAUGAUGCGUGAUCCAAGCUAUCUGCACAAUAUGCCAGAUAAUGUAAAACAAGAUUUUAUUGAAGAAGAUGAUGAAGCGAUAGAGAAAGUCAAAGCAUUGAAGACUUGUUUGCGCGCUCGAUUUAAGCCGGAAAAUAUUAUCCGAUACCAAUGUGAAUAUAGUCAUAUUGACCCAGCCACAGGAAGAUCUGUUAUGACAGGGCUUUAUGGAGAUAAUUCUGUUUUUGCUAAAAAGGUACUAGAACAUUUUAAACAUCGAAUCUCCAAGCAGUAUCCCAUGAAUUGUAAAUCAAUGUCAUUAGAAGAAGCAUGUGAUGAAUCUCACGAGACAUUUUUAGUUAGCCGAUCGUCAGCAGUUUUUGGUCGAGAUGCUAUUCUGCAAUUGAUUCAAGAUUAUAUCUUCGAACAAAACGAUCAUACAAUGCUGACUGUAUGUGGCGAAGCUGGUGCUGGUAAGAGUGCAGUAAUUGCUAAAAGUGCUGAAAUUACAAUUGGAAAAUUAAAUCAAAGAUAUCAUCUGAUAGGAAAGAAAAAAUGGACAACUUUUUAUCAUUUUAUUGGUGCAGUGCCAGGUUCAACAGAUAUUGGAAAUUUGAUACAACGAUUUCUGAAAAGGAUGGAGUAUAAGGGCGAAAUUCCUACCGAUAUGGAUGCUUUAAUACGUUUAAUGGCUAAUGUUCUAUCCAGUACUUCAACUAAACCUGUCAUCAUAUUUAUUGAUGCCAUAAAUCAAUUGGACGAUAAUUUACAUGCCCAAUUAAUGACUUGGCUUCCUCAAGAGCCUUCACCUAAUGUUAAAAUUAUCGUUUCUGUGAUUACCGAUACAAUUUAUCAUAAAAAUUUAAUGCUAAGAGCUAAGAAACCCAAGGAAUUGAAUUGUGAUUCGCUUGAGAUGGAAGCAAGAGCAGAAAUCGUCAAGCAGUCGCUAGCCAAGUUUAACAAACAACUCGAUGAAGAACAAAUGGCUAAAUUACUGUCUAAGAAAGGAUCGUCUAAUCCUCUAUGGCUGUCUAUUGCAUGUGAAGAACUUCGUAUAUUCGGUAUAUUUGAUAAAGUUACGGAAAAAAUUGAUGGCUUAGCGGAUGAUGUUGUCAGUUUGCUAGAGCAAAUCUUAAUGUCAUUUGAACAAGAUAUUGGAGGAUCAUUGCUUGUGGCUACUGUUUGUUUACUGGAAUGCUCUCGAUAUGGUUUACUAGAAACGGAGUUGUUAUCCAUUUUAGGAGGAAUUGGAGACGAAUUAGAUUCCGGCACAUUUGAAACCAUAGGAACGAUAAACGGAAAUCUAACAUUUGAUGAGAGUCGUCCAUUACCAGCAGCAAUGUGGGCCAUCAUCUAUCGAUCAUUGCGACCAUAUUUAAGACCUUGUGGAGAUAGUGGAGAAGGUCGUCUGGACUUUUAUCAUCGCUCUGUCAGUAAAGCUGUAAGAAAAAGAUACUUUAGUGGAGAGGAAAGUCACAGAAAACAACAGUACAUUAAAUGGCAUAAAAUUUUAGCUGGUUAUUUUGAAACUGCCGACAAUAUUGAUCGAAAAGCGGAGGAACUGCCUUACCAUUUAGAGAAGUUAGACGAUCCUAAUCGUUUAGCUCGAUGCUUGCUAGAUUGGCCGGUCUUCAUGAAAUUGAGCAAGGAAGAAAAUAAUUCGAAUUUACUAAAAUUUUGGAGCAUGAUUGGAGGAUAUGAUGUAGCCGCUCAUUGGUAUGAAAAAGCGCUUGCUAAACUAGAACAGGAAGAUGGUAUUAAUGGUGCUUUAGCUGAAAAGAAGGAAUCAGUUACUCGUUUUCUAUGUCGUGCAGGCCAGCUAUCUGCAGCAAAAGGAAUGAUCGAAGAAGUGAUUGAUAUUGAAACGUCAUUAUUAGGUAAAAGAAACGAAGAGCUGGCUGACUUAUUGCAAUUAUCAGCAGAAAUUCAUAGCGAGAUGAUUCGUCUUGAGGGAUUUAUUGGUAAUCGCUUACAUAAAAAUCAUCUAACAGUUAUCGAGUUGGCACGUAACUCUAUUAAACAUAGGAAAUCGCUAACGAGUAGAGAACAUUUGUUUCAACUAGGAAAAACUGAGUUACUGCUUGCACUCCACUGUGGAGGUUUAGCAAGAACGGAGUUGACAGAAACUAAUGAUAGCAGGCCUAAAUAUAAAAAUGAAGCUGAUAUUCACUGCCAAAACGCUCUUAGAACAUUUGAAAAGCUGGCCGAUAUUGGGCAUGUUGCCGAAUGCUACAUGACUUCAGCGGUAUUUAUUUGCGAGCUAGGUUCUGAUAUCCAGCUAGAGACUUAUAAAAAAGCUUACAACUUAUGCAAGCAAGCAUAUGGGGAUGAUCAUAUCCUGAUGUUACGCAUUCAAAAUAAUAUGGGAAUAAUGUAUGAACAUAAAAAAGAAUAUCAGUUGGCUUAUCAGCAUUAUAAGCGGUGGUAUGAAAUUUGUAUCAAUGUGCUUGGACCUAAGCAUCCGAAAACAACAAUGGCCUAUAAAGUUCUAUUGCAACCUAAGUUUAAGAAUAUGACAAAUGAGCAAAAUAGUCAGCAACAAGAUCAAUCACAAUCAACAUUAAUACUAGAAAAUUUAGAUGACUAA
This is a messenger RNA of Trichoplax adhaerens, 3321 nucleotides long. RefSeq lists its product as uncharacterized. The record is from RefSeq and is a predicted model, not a curated record. The transcript has 24 exons. Gene Ontology annotation, molecular function: protein binding. The coding region runs from base 1 to 3321 and encodes 1106 amino acids. Gene Ontology annotation, cellular component: Cul4-RING E3 ubiquitin ligase complex. NCBI's taxonomy places the organism in Eukaryota, Metazoa, Placozoa, Uniplacotomia, Trichoplacea, Trichoplacidae.